Molecule: messenger RNA, 2965 nt
Organism: Ictalurus furcatus (blue catfish)
Lineage: Eukaryota; Metazoa; Chordata; Actinopteri; Siluriformes; Ictaluridae
Gene: p3h4
Product: prolyl 3-hydroxylase family member 4 (inactive)
Exons: 7
Coding region: 245-1510 (421 amino acids)
Biological process (GO): collagen fibril organization; peptidyl-lysine hydroxylation
Cellular component (GO): endoplasmic reticulum
Molecular function (GO): protein binding; collagen binding
Source: RefSeq, a predicted model, not a curated record
UAAGAAGUUAGUUUCUGUGCUUCUGUCUCGUUCUGCCCCGCGUAUUCAGCAGAGAUGUUCGGGCUUUAGGACCCAGACAAGACCUUGCACCCCAAAACUUUUACAAUUACCUUUUCUAAGUUUUCCACUCCCCCGACACACACAAGCCAACUAAAGCUACGUGCCGUUGGACAUGUAUCUGCUCUCGCGCUGUGGAUAAAAAGGAGCACGGAGUGGUUUAACGGUUACAAAGGCGUGACUGAAUAUGGCUAAUGUUUAUGUGUGCGUGCUUCUGUGCGCCGCUGUGCUCGUGCCCGCGGUUCGAUGUCAGUAUGAGCACUACAGUGCGGAGAAUUUCCCGCAAGCGGAUCUGAUGCCGCUGGACUCGGCGUACGGUUUCGCGCUGGAGCGGUACGGCGCGCGGGAGUGGGUGGAGAGCGCGCGGUACUUGGAACUUAGCCUGCGCCUCCAUCGAUUACUGAAGGAGAGCGAGGCGCACUGUAGCCGCGCGUGCACCCGGGACAACCUGCACGACACCAACAUGGAUACAAGCCUGCAAAUCUUCAGACACAUCCUCACGCGUGCGGCGUGCGUGAAAAAGUGUAAAUCGGAAAUGCCUGUAUUUUCUAAAAAAUACCCGAACCCCGAAACUCUGGAGGCCUUUAGCACGAGGACGCCGUACCGGUAUUUACAAUUCGCUUAUUAUCAGAUGAAUAAUCUGGAGAAAGCUAUAUCAGCAGCACACACUUAUCUCCAGCGUAACCCAGGGGACCCGCUAAUCUCCAAGAACAUGAACUUUUACAAAAGUCUGUUUGAUAUUGAAGAGUAUUUAAUGGACCAGGAGGAGAAAAAACAUGAGACACUCUUCCUGAAGGCAGUGCUGCUAUAUAACGCAGGGGACUUCAGCAGGUCGGUGAGCAUGAUGGAGGAAGUGUGUGUGGAGUAUUUACAUGUAUAUGAUGAGUGUGUUUCAGCAUGUGAGGGAUCAUAUGAGGUGCAGGAGGUCAAAGACUUUUACCAUACACUCGCAGGGUUCUUUAUGGAGGUGAUGAGGUGUAAGGUGAGGUGUGAAGAGAAUUUAACUCCCAAUGUUGGUGGAUUUUUUGUGGAAAAAUUUGUUGCCACCAUUUACCACUACAUGCAGUUUGCAUAUUAUAAAUUGAAUGAUGUCAUUAAGGCUGCUCCGUGUGCACUUAGUUAUCUGCUCUUUGAUCCUGAUGAUCAGGUGAUGCAGCAAAAUGUUGCAUAUUACAAAUUUCACAGAAACCAGUGGAGUCUGAGUGAGGAGGAGUUUAAACCCCGCCCUGAAGCUCUUCGUUACUUUAAUCAGACAAUGAAGCAAAAAGAAUUGCUGAAAUUUGCACGCAACUAUUUACAAACAGAUGACGAGGAUGUUGUGAGUCCAGAGGAAUCUCCUGCUCUUUCUUCUCCUGAUGAAGAGUUUGAUGGAGUUGGUGAUUAUGAAGAGUCGUUCCUUGCUGAGUGGUGGCAGGAACCCAAAACUAAAGGAGACACUGGAGAAGCAGAAUGAAACACGCAUACAAUGGACUACAUCAGUUGUGUGUGUGUGCACGUGUAAUGAUGAACUACACUGACUGCUGAAGGCAGGAAGUAUUCCUUCUUCUCCUGUGAAAACACACAUACGCACACAUGGCUGAAGAUCUGGCAGAGAGCAACUGGUGACCCGUUGAUGAUUUUGUUGUUAUUGUUAUUUAACUCUGCUGCAGGAUUAUUGUGAUACAUAAAUAAAUAACACAUAAAUAGGUUUUUAAUGUAAAGCAUUGAUUUUUCAUUCAUGUUCAUUUUCCAUUCUGGCUUAAACAUGUAAAUGUUUCCCCCAGAGUAACAUGUUAGGCAACUCCAGUGUUGAAGAGUGUCUCACAGACUCACUGAUUCACUGUCUUGCCAUCAAGUGUCAUAAACAGAGUUGGGUAUAACGCGUUACAAAGUAUAUAAAGUUUCUUUAUCCUAAUAGCACAAGAAUCUAACGCAGUAGUUCUCAAAAUUAGGGCCUCCAGAUGGCGCUGGGGGGGCUGCAUAGAAAUUCUAGAAGCUUUUUUUUUUUUUUUUUACUUUUACCUGUAUGUAAGUCAGGAUUGGCAACCUUUGAACUAUGAUUAUGCAUAAAAAUGAGGUAAUAAAUAAUAAAUUAAAUUAAUUAUACACAGUACACUAAGACACAAACCAAGCGGUUGAUAUACUAAUGUACUGUUAGCCACACGCUGAUAAAACGUAAAGACUAUUUAAAAUGGAUAAGUUUUUAAAUAGAGGAUGUAGUCUCUUAACUGAGAAAGUUAAUACAGAGGAGCCUAGCAUGAAAAAAAAUUUGACUAGGGGCGCACCAUACAUAAGGGGGCCUCAUGCUGAAAAAUGAGUACCACUGAUGUAACGCAUUAUAUUUUAAGUUUAUAUAAGUUGAUUAGUUACUAUUGUCAAUAAAAUUACAUUAUUUGCAUUACAAAUUUAUUGCUAAGAAAACAUUAAGUAAAAUGUAUUUUUUAAAAUCAUGUUUUGCGCAGCUGCCUGGGGUGUAACCCGGCUUGGCCAUUUGCGGCUGUAGCUCUGAGGAUUUUUUCUUUAGCCCGAAUAAUUCUCCACCUGGAGAAGUUUGUUACUAUGUAGAUGAACGUCAGUACAAGAAGACGGCAGUGUUGUAAUUUUAUAUCUUCAGUGAACGGAGGUAACCAGCGAGACAAGGUUUACAGGAAAAUACAUGGAAACAAUCGUGUCUUAUUGGCUGAUAGUCUCUCAAUUCUGCUAAACGGUAACUCACAGUCAGUGUGAGGGAAAAGUGGGUAUACACCAAUUUUUAUUUAUUUAUUUAUUUAAAUCAGUAAAGGGGUUGAAAAUUAAACAGUAACAUCUCGUUAUCUCAAGUGGAUAAUGGUGGUGGUUGAGGAGAUUUCCCCUCAUUCUAUAUAAAGCAAUUUGAGUGCCUAGAAAAGCGCUAUAUAAAUUUAAGAUAUUAUCAUGCUGAGCAGGAAAA